GAAGUUGGACGCGUGUGCUUCACUUCAGUGGAGGACGAGUUGGAAAUCAUGAGCGAUAAGGAGAAACUUAUCUCGCGCGAAGCUGGCGAAGGGUCAUCCAGAAAUCUGGCUGCAAGAGAUUCGAAUAAUAAACCCUCUUGGUAUUUUGGAACAGGUUUCGUACUCUUCUGGGUACUACUGUUCUUCGCAGUAGUAAUUCCCUUCUUUUAUCGCCUGCCCCCUGCUCUGAGCACCGAGGAUGCGGUCAAUGGGGAAUUUAUUGGAGAACGCGCCUAUAACACUCUGAAUAAUCUGGUCAAUAUUGGCACCAGAGUGGUUGGAAGUAAAACAAAUGAAGUGACCACAGUGAUGUUUCUGCUCAACGAAAUAGCUGAUAUAAAAAAGGAUCUGCUAACGGACUACUUCACCUUGGAGGUUAAUGUACAACAGGGAUCGGGAGCACUCAGAUAUGCCCAUAUGCUUAACAUGUACCAAGGAGUUCAGAAUGUUGUUGUGAAAUUAUCUUCAAAAAAUUCAACAAGCGAGUCUUAUCUUCUGGUGAACAGUCACUUUGACACCGUGUUGACUUCUCCGGGCGCAGGUGACGAUGGAUUUAUGGUUGCCACCAUGCUGGAGGUAUUACGAGUAAUGGCCACGACUAAAGAAUCUUUCGCGCAUCCCAUCGUCUUUCUGUUUAAUGGAGCGGAAGAAUCUGCCCUGCAAGCCUCUCAUGCAUUUAUUACACAACACAAAUGGGCCGAUAAUUGCAAAGCACUCAUCAAUCUGGAUGCGGCUGGCAGUGGAGGACGUGAAUAUCUAUUUCAAUCAGGUCCCUCGCAUCCAUGGCUGGUUAAUUACUACAAGAAGAGUGCUAAGCAUCCUGCUGCCACUACAUUAGGGGAGGAAGUCUUCCAAGCGGGACUAAUACCAUCAGACACAGACUUCGCGGCAUUCACAAAAUAUGGCAAUAUUCCAGGACUCGACAUUGCCCAGACUACGAAUGGAUACAUUUACCACACCAAGUACGAUCGCACCGACGUUAUUCCUCGCGGAUCUAUUCAGAAUACUGGUGAUAAUAUACUGAGUCUUGUAAGAGCUUUAGCUAAUGCUCCUGAAAUGUACAAUACACAGGCUUAUGAGACGGGACAUGCUGUGUACUUCGACUUUCUUGGACUCUUUUUUGUCAACUACUCUGAAGAAACUGGAAAGAUUCUGAACUAUAGCAUUGCUGGAGUAGCACUCAUCCUGAUCAUCAUAUCCGUAUGGCGGAUGUCUGCAAUUUCAUCCCUUUCCUGUUGUCACGUGGUUCAGCGUCUAAUAAUCCUGCUGAUUAUUCAGAUUAUAGCUCUUUCACUAAGUCUGGCAUUACCUUUAUUGGUUGCAUAUUACUUUGACAGUUACGGAUUGUCCUUGACCUACUUUAGUACCCCUUCCCUGCUCAUCGGAUUAUAUAUAUGUCCAGCACUUAUUGGACUAAGUCUUCCCAUUACCAUUUACUAUCAGUUGCAGCAAAAAAUUAAACUGCCUUUCGCCUACCAUCUUCAACUGGGAUUACAUAGCUGGGCAAUUAUUCUGUCUGUUGUGGAUAUUUUAUUAACCGUUAGAGGAAUACGAUCCGCGUAUAUAUUUACCAUUCCAAUAAUUUUUUAUGUCAUUGCCAUGAUCUUAAACAUGCUGACAACGUUCCACGAUCGAGGAUACAGCUGGACAGGCUUAGUUAUAAUGGGACAGGUGAUGCCUUUCCUAUAUAGCAGCUCCCUCUUCUACCUGUUUUUGGUAGUGUUGAUACCAAUGAAUGGACGCUCUGGUAGUGCUACGAAUCCAGAUCUGUUUAUUGCAGGCUUGGCUGCAGUGGGAACAAUUCUUUCUUUUGGCUUUUUGAUGCCGCUUAUCAAUAUGUUCCGUAAGCCACUUACCGUAGUUUUAGCCUUGUUGAUGGUGACAGGCAUCACAACUUUUCUGGCAAGCUCCACUGAAAUGGGUUUCCCUUAUCGCCCAAGAACAAACAGUCACCGAGUUACUUAUCAGCACGUGCGAAAAAUCUACUAUGAAUAUGACGGCAGUGAAAGCAUCGAUGAAUCGGGAUAUUUGAUCAAUUUCCAAGACCGACGUUUGGCGGAACCCAUGAUAGGAGUACGCCUAACCGGUGCCAGAUUCUUGAAAGAGGACUGCGAAAAGCACAUGAUGUGUGGAGUGCCAUUGUAUGAUGAGAGAUGGGUGGAGAAUCGUCUGGAGACGAUCUGGGUGCAUCGUGCGGAUUCUGUAAUACCACCAAUCCCCACCAAUCUAACACUGUUAAGCAAAACAGUGUUGGAAAACAAUACAACUGCGCGUUUUGAAUUCGAAUUAAAUGGUCCGGAUCACAUGAGUUUGUUCAUUCAACCCUAUGUAGAUGAUUUCGCCACAUUGAGCAACUGGUCAUUCGCACGCAGUUACCUCGAAGAACCCCCGGAAUAUCCACUAUCUUAUCACAUAUAUUUCACAUAUGGCAUUAUUACCUCGCCACUGAAAUUCUUCCUGGAAAUUGAGAAAACCAAUGGCAACUUUAAUGUUCCACUCUUCGAAUUGGGAGUCAGUGGACAUUAUUUUGGAAGCAACGGGGAUGCACUGAGUCAGAAGUUUGCGAAAUCCUUCCCAUCCUAUGCAGCAGUUGUGGAGUGGCCUUCAACAUAUCUUAGAUAUAUUUUUUAGAUCUGUAUGUAAUUAAGCAGCAAUUAAAUACAGUUAGUGCUGCAGGCGAAUUGGCUGUAUCUAAGCUAUACAAAGACAUGGACAGCCGCCUAUUAAUGUAUCUCAAACUCUGAGUCACAACUGUGCAUGCUAAGAACAUGGCUUUAUUGAGCCCAUCUGUUGUUUUGAUGGUAGUGCUAAAAGAAAAACGGGUGACAUCGGGCAGAAUAAACAAAAUGCAACUCAAAAUCUUUAACAAAUCCAA
This is a messenger RNA of Drosophila innubila, 2914 nucleotides long. RefSeq names its product endoplasmic reticulum metallopeptidase 1-like. Gene Ontology annotation, biological process: proteolysis. Lineage: Eukaryota; Metazoa; Arthropoda; Insecta; Diptera; Drosophilidae. Bases 49 to 2670 code for a protein of 873 amino acids. The record is from RefSeq and is a predicted model, not a curated record. The transcript is spliced from 10 exons. Gene Ontology annotation, molecular function: metalloexopeptidase activity.